Anopheles nili is the source of this 2084-nucleotide messenger RNA. RefSeq names its product protein artichoke-like. Gene Ontology annotation, molecular function: protein binding. Bases 1 to 2004 code for a protein of 667 amino acids. The record is from RefSeq and is a predicted model, not a curated record. Lineage: Eukaryota; Metazoa; Arthropoda; Insecta; Diptera; Culicidae. The transcript has a single exon.
AUGGAAUCAAAAGUCAUUUUUCAGUGUGAAUAUGCAACCCAAAAGCAACUAAUAGUAGUUACAAACUCUUCACUAGCUGAAGUACCCAAAAAGUUAUUUGAUACCUUCUCGAAUGCGAAUAAUGUGACGUUGUCCGGUUGUGGCAUCAAACACAUCAACCGUUACUGCCUUGAUCAAGCAAGUAGACUGCAGACCUUGAAUUUGUCGUCGAAUUUUCUUGAAGAGCUUCCCGGGUUCGCCUUUUCCGGGGCGAAUUCGCUGAGGACACUCGACUUGGCAUGGAACAACAUUAGCAUCAUCGAUCCCACGGCCUUCAACACGCUAACCGAACUGGUCGUACUGAACCUUUCCGGAAACAGGCUCCGUCAGCUGGAUGGUAACGUGUUUGCCAAGCUGAAAGCAUUGAACAAAAUCUUUUUGGGUAGCAACGAGCUGCAGGUGAUAGAGAGGGACCUGUUCAGAAACAAUGCGCGGCUGGAGAUCAUUCUGCUGCAUCAAAACCUCAUCAGCAUCGUCGAAGAGGGUGCCUUCGCGACGAAUAGAACGACUCAGCCAACCGCUUUGCUGGAACUUAUUUCGCUAAAUUAUAACAACAUCACCAUGCUGAACUUGGAGAACGUGAAAGUAAAGAGACUGUGGGUAAGCAACAACACGCUGGAGCGCGUCUACCUAUCGCGCUGGAUCGAGACGAUGUAUGCGGACAACAAUCGCAUUUCCAGCAUCCAGAUAGAUAGCCCGGUAGAGAUGCAGCUGCGCACACUCGGACUGCGGAACAACUCCAUUACGAGUUUCGAUACGAUCGGUCAGCUGGCAUCGCUGAAGGAACUGGAUCUAACGGACAACACGCUCGGACCGCUGAGCCUCACAAGCCUUGCUAAGCUUAGCAAUCUCGAACGGCUCGUGUUAGAGCGGACGUUCAUCUCAAACCUGCAACACGGUACCUUCUCACAGCAAACCAAACUCACGUACUUAGAUUUGUCCUACAACAAUCUCGAUCGGUUCGAUCUCGACAUCCUGAUUUCGUCCACGGAGCUGCGACAGCUCUUUCUGGAUGGUAACCGACUGAAGGCGCUCGAGUUCGAGCACCUCAAGCGGAUCUUUCCGUCGUUAGUGAAUGUUGGGCUGACAGACAACAACUUCAACUGCUCCUACCUUUCAAAGAUCAUACGGCACUGCAACGAGAAUGCGAUCGUCCUGUUCCAACCGUCGGACUCGUCGAACGUGCUAGAUCGAACGAACGUGAAGGGUAUGUACUGUUACGAUGACAAGAACCCACUUCGCAACUUGAACGGUACGGUACACCAGCUGACACAUCACCUGCUAAACGACUCCUUCGACGAUCUGCAGGCUAUGCUGCAGAGCGUCCUCGAUGAUGUCCGUCGGUUCAGUGAAAACCACGCAUCGGCUAGCAACAAAACUAGCCAGCUCGAAAGCACGGUGAACGAUCUUACGCAGAAUCAGUUCAUCCUGCAGAAGGACCUCAACUCAUUGCGGCAGUCGUUGUUCGAGGUGCGCCUUGCGCUGCUAUCCAACCGCACCAACGGAAGUACCACCGUCGGGAACGACGAGCUCCGGCGUAUGAUCGAGACGGCGAACAAUCUGACGCUCGACAAGCAGGAGCUGAGCGCCAAAACGCUCGAGUUCAAGAUCUACGAGCAGUCGUUUAAGGUAGAUAAGGCGCUCGAGCUUGCUCGCGAAAAUGCGGAACGGCUGACGAUGCUUGGCAAGCGUGUCGAGCAGUGGAUUGGCAACAUCGUUGGAUCUGGAGGUCCCGGUUUGUUCGCACAACCCUCAAACGAGCGGCAGCACUCGGGUGGAUAUGAUAGCACGGCUCGGGAUAACGGCAACGGACUGAUCGUAGCGGUGCUGGUGAUGGUGUGCUUGGUGAUGGUUGUUUUGGUCUACGCGUUGUUCAGAGCCAACCGUCGAUCGUUGGACAUCGUGCGCAAGCGUUACACUCAUCGGGAUAGUAGCAUGACGACGAUGGUCGAAAAUGAUAUAUGAUUUACCAGAAGAGUCUUCACAAUAUGGGAGCUGUUGAGUCUCUUUGUAUGGAGCAACGAACAGUGUAUGGUUUCAGGAUC